This is a messenger RNA of Rhinichthys klamathensis goyatoka, 2260 nucleotides long. It is a transcript of the gene ppm1j, whose product is annotated as protein phosphatase, Mg2+/Mn2+ dependent, 1J. Bases 192 to 1691 code for a protein of 499 amino acids. The transcript is spliced from 11 exons. Gene Ontology annotation, molecular function: protein serine/threonine phosphatase activity. NCBI's taxonomy places the organism in Eukaryota, Metazoa, Chordata, Actinopteri, Cypriniformes, Leuciscidae. The record is from RefSeq and is a predicted model, not a curated record. Gene Ontology annotation, biological process: protein dephosphorylation.
UACACACUCUGCAGGGAGAGGAUUUUUUUUUUCGACGAGGAAAACACUCUCUGUCAAAUCGUCACAUGGGGUCAAUCGCUUCCUGCAUCGCGACUGAACUACUUCGUUUUUGCCGCUUGGAUCGUGUAGUGUUAUUAUAUCGUUAAGAUCGCCGUUCCUCGCGCGCCGCUGAUGUCACAUAUUUCAUUGCGAUGAUAAGCAAAGUUAAAAAUGCCAUGUCCUCGCUGGUGGGCGGAAUUAUCCCGCACGGCCACCACCACCAGCACCAUCAGCAGCAACAGCACGGAUCCGCGCAGAACGGCGGCACGGACGGGCUCCCGCCGCGCUUCCCCUACAGCCGCCCCGAGUUUCUGGACCUGACCCCGGAGCUGCUGCAGUACUCCACCGAACACGCGUCCAGACCGGUCGUCACGCUCAAGAGAGACAGCAGGCUGCAGUGGCGAACGGGAUACGCGGAGGUGAUAAAUGCUGGGAAGAGUAUGCUGAAUGAAGACCAGGCUUCCUGUGAGCUGAUGUAUGUCAAGAAGAUGAGUAGCAAGCAUCAGCGCAGCUCCAUGUUACUGGAGGAGGGUGGGGACACCUCAGGCAUUCCCAUGCACUUCUGGGGAGUGUUUGAUGGACACGCUGGCUCUGGCGCUGCUCUCAUGGCGUCCAAACUUCUCCACCGUAUCAUCCGUGAUCGGCUUUGCGAUGUCGCCCAUCUUCUAGAAAAUCAAAACAGCCCUCCGCCUAUCUGCCUGGCCAAGAACGGGAGCCCCUUCCAGGCUGAGGCGAAGAAAGGGGCCUGCCUAGAUGGAGAGGACCAGGACGGGCCCCCGGAUGAGCCGCGGUUCCACAUGGAGAAAGACAUCAGUGUGGAGAGUCUGGUCAUGGGCAUCAUAGAGACCGCCUUCAAACAGAUGGACGACCUGAUCGAGAAGGAGAAAGAAUCUUACAGUAUCUCUGGUGGCUGUUGUGCCUUGAUUGCAAUUCACUUGAUGGGGAAACUCUAUGUAGCAAACGCAGGAGACAGCAGAGCCAUAAUUGUCCACAACAAUGAGGUCAUCCCAAUGUCCAAUGAAUUCACACCAGAAAGUGAAAGACAACGCCUACAGUACCUGGGCUUCCUCAAACCGGAGCUGCUUGGGAACGAGUUUACACAUAUUGAAUUCCCCAGACGCAUCCAACACAAGGAACUCGGCAAGAAGAUGCUCUACAGAGACCACACAAUGACUGGCUGGGCAUAUAAGACAAUUGUAGAAGAUGAUCUCAAGUUCCCGUUGAUUUAUGGGGAGGGGAAAAAGGCUCGAGUCAUGGCUACUAUUGGAGUAACGCGUGGUUUAGGGGAUCACGACUUGAAAGUGUACAACUCCAACAUUCAUAUCAAACCCUUCCUAUCCUGUUGCCCAGAAGUCAAGGUGUACAACAUCUCUGAGCACAAACAUGGGUCUAACGAUGUCCUGGUCAUGGGUAGUGAUGGACUGUGGGACGUUACAACUGAUAGAGAUGUUGCGGAGGCAGUGUCAACUUUCCUGUCUGGCCGUGAGCCCAAUGAUCCCAUGAGGUACACUCUAGCAGCACAAGACCUCCUGAUGCGGUCGCGUGGAGUCCUGAAGGAGCGAGGUUGGCGGCUGCCCAAUGAAAGACUUGGCUCGGGUGAUGACAUCACCUCGUUUGUCAUUCCAUUGGCCGGGGCAGAGUUAGAAACAUGACCAGGUUGGUCCACCUUCACUGGACAAGCACAGCAGGACACGUCCUUGGCUCCAUCCCAGAGAAAGGGCUAGGAAAACCAAGAAAUCCAUUUUCAAUCUGUCAGAUGGCUCGGAUGCGAGAGACGUUAAAUGCAACUUUCCCUUGUCCUCCUUUUCCUCGUCCGAGUCGUACCAUGAAUAUCGUCAAGCCCAUGUCAGGUGUGAGGUGACGUCAUCAAGUGCCAUUCCUCUCGCUCUCCAUCUCCUUUCUGAUUUGUCGAACGCAAACCUCCGCAAGUUAGUACGGGACUGGAGGGCUCAUAAUGUUUGGGUAUUCUUUAACACCAGUGGGUCAUUUAAAUCUGAAUCUCAGUGUGGCAAAGGAAUAAGCCAAUACUGCUUAAACAUCAACGCCCUGAUGGCAAGGGAAAUAAAAACGAAGCACUUUAUAUGUAGCAGAAUCCAUUUGAGCUGUAAUUUAAACUGCUGAUUAUAUUUCCUAACUGUUCUGUCUCCAAAGAAUGUUUCUGUUGACUGAAUUUAAAGGGAUAGUUCACCCAAAAAAGAAAAUACUUUGUUCCAAACCUGUA